GCACCCGCAAUUCAAAAACUCAACGAAAAAGGGGAAGUGAAAGAAAAACAAAAAAGGAAGUUCCAUUCCAUCCCCUCCCCUCUAGCGCCCUUGCUGACCGAGAAACCGAGAAUUGAAGGUCGGUCGACCAUGAAGAUCUAGGUCGAUCGCCGGCGGCUGAGUGGGGAACGAAAUGAGCGGCGGUCGAUUGUGCAGAUUGCUGGGCGAAUUGGGGUACCGAGGUGCUGAGUCUUUGGACCCUGACAGCUUCGAAUGGCCCUUCCAAUACGAUGACGCUCGCCCCAUUCUGGAAUGGAUCUGCUCCAGCCUCCGCCCUUCCAAUGUCCUCUCCCUCGCCGAGCUCUCCCAGUAUGAGCAGUUUCUGCAAGAAGGGAAGUUAUUGGAGGGGGGUGACUUGGACUCGGCUUAUGAUAGUAUUUCAGCAUUUUCUUCUAGCCGAGACAACCAGGAGGCAGUUUUUGGGGCUGAAGAAAGUUUAAAAGAUAUAAGGGAUGCGACUUUAGCAUAUAAGACUGAAGCUCUGGAGUUGCAGAGCCAGCUCAGCCAUCUGCAGUCUCAAUUCAAAAUGCUUACUGGCCAAGCAUCAACGUUGGUACAAGGAAGGCGUGCUCGAGUUGCUGCAACAUCUGCAGUUAAUGGGCACCUUACAACGAUAGAUGACAGUUUGUCAGCCAGAAACUUGCGCAUGAAUGAAGUGCUUGAAAGGAUUGCUUCUGCAGCCGAGGAGUUGGCUAAUUACCAUUCUGGGGAUGGUAAGGCUUGGUCUUAUCUUUCUCUUUCUGUGAUGACCUUGCAACUUGAAUUCUGCACAGAGGAUGGCAUUUACUUGGCUUACUCGGAUUUCAACCCGUACUUGCUUGGAGAUUCUUCUUACAUGAGGGAGAUAAAUCAGUGGUUUUCUAAACAACUGGACACGGGUCCUUUCAGACUAGUUGCAGAGGAAGGAAAAUCAAAAUGCUCUUGGGUCAGUCUUGAUGACGUAUCAAAUGUUAUAGUAAGAGAUAUAGAAAUAUCACAUCAGCAGCGAGUAUCUGAACUGCAGAGACUUCGAUCUAUAUUUGGAACAAGUGAGAGACAAUGGGUUGAAGCCCAGGUUGAGAAUGCAAAGCAGCAAGCUAUUCUUGUGGCUUUGAAAUCUCAGGUUGCAUCUGAUGAAGCACACAUCCAUCUUGAUCUUCAUUCUCUCAGGAGGAAGCAUUCAGAACUGGUCACAGAACUCUCAAGCCUUCAUCACAAGGAAGAAAAAUUACUAUCUGAGGCAAUUCCAGAACUUUGUUGGGAGCUGGCUCAGCUCCAAGAUACAUAUAUUCUACAAGGUGACUAUGAUUUAAAGGUCAUGCGACAAGAGCACUACAUUACAAGGCAGAAACUGGUACCUUUUUUAGCCAUAUUUCUUAUUGAGCUCACCUGGACCCCUACUUUUAUAACUCAUCUCAUAAAUCAGCUAGCAAGGCAUCAGUUCCUAAAGUUAGCCUGUCAGUUCGAAAAGAAGAACAUGCUUGGAGCAUAUUCACUACUUAAAGUUAUUGAGUCAGAACUGAAAGGUUAUCUGUCAGCGACCCAGGGCCGAGUGGGUCGUUACUUGGCACUGAUUCAAGCUGCAUCUGAUAUUCAAGAACAAGGCGCAGUAGAUGACCGAGAUGCACUUCUGCACGGUAUCAGGGACCUUCUAAGCAUUCAUUCUAAUGCUCAAGCUGGAUUGUCGGCAUAUGUAUCAGCUCCUGGUAUUGUGCAACAAAUUUCUGCUCUUCAGUCAGAUUUGACGUCGCUGCAGUCUGAUCUUGAUAAUUCACUCCCAGAAGACAGAAAUAGAUGCAUCAAUGAGCUGUGCACGCUAAUACAAAGUAUGCAGCAGCUGUUGUUUGCAUCUUCAACUACUGCACAGCCGAUUCUUACUCCUCGAGCAUUGAUGAAGGAGCUUGAUGACAUGGGGAAGACCAAUGCUGAUCUAGCUGCUGCAGUUGAAGAAGUUACACUUGAACACUGCAAGAAGAACGAGAUAGUGAAGCAUCAUUCACAAGAAGUGGGGAUUCAGAGGCAAGUGUUUGUGGACUUCUUCUGCAAUCCUGAUCGUCUGAGGGAAAGAGUCCGAGAUCUAACCGUCCGUUUCAGAGCAAUGCAAGUAACUUAAACUGCCCCCCUAUCUUUUCUUUCCCUCAAUCAUAAUCCACUUGUUGUGUACCUGGUACAUUUUGUCUCCCAUCUUUUCGUUGAUUCUGAGUUGAAAAUAUCAUAAUCUAGGUUUUGUAUGUUGGUCAUCCUCCUAAUCUGUGUUUUUAGUCUUAUAUUAUACCACAAUUGAGAAAGAGCAUUAAAUGAAACUCUCCCAGAAGGACUCAGUUAUCAGAGUCUCGAUGUUGAAUCGUGAGCAACAACAAUCGACUUCGUUGCUUGAUGUUGGAGUGUUUCAGGAGAGAAAGCAGUGAAAGUAAUUCCAAAGCAUGGUACUUGAAAUGGUGCUGUUAUUUUGAAUCGAACUUGUGGGUAAUUCCAUCUAUCAUUAAUCUGUCCCAUAAAGGGAAGUAGUCAAAAUCUCACUUCUCCAGUAUCUACAUCAUCUCAUAAGAGACCCUCCCAACUACAUGAAAACUAGUCAUUGGAGGUGCCAGAAGCAGUAGCAGCAGGAGCAAUGGCAGCCCUGCCGAACCUAGAUAACUGUCGUUGUUUGCCGCUGCUGCCACAGUGAGAACUGGGAGCGGAGUCGAAUCUGGGUUUCGUGGGCAAUAGGCCGCCAUUUUGCAACAAAGAAGCAAAUGGUUUCGGUUUCUGGGGCGCAAGAGCAGGAGCGAAGCUCGUCUUGUGAUAUCGACACCGGAAGGAGCCAGGGUGGGUGGAAGGAGAACAAAGGCAAGCCCUCCUCCCUGAUUUUGGUGUCUGAUCAGUUGCUGCUGUUGUUGUGGUGGUGGUGGUGUUGUUCCCGUUGGCUUCUCUCAUUGCUUCUUUGGUCUGCUUCCUCUUGUGUUUUUCCAACCUGAUCA
This is a messenger RNA of Linum tenue, 2978 nucleotides long. The record is from the annotation of a GenBank genome assembly. Lineage: Eukaryota; Viridiplantae; Streptophyta; Magnoliopsida; Malpighiales; Linaceae.